Molecule: messenger RNA, 3244 nt
Organism: Punica granatum (pomegranate)
Lineage: Eukaryota; Viridiplantae; Streptophyta; Magnoliopsida; Myrtales; Lythraceae
Source: RefSeq, a predicted model, not a curated record
UUCAACGGCCCAUUUUCUCUCUCUUCUCUCUCCCUCUCUCCCUCUCCCUCUCCCAAUUCGAUUCAGCUCCGCAUUUCGAUUCUACUGAGAAAUCGGCGACAAGGGUUCGAUCGCAGUCAUCGAAAUAUUCAAUUUUCCGUGUCAAAAAUUCCUCCUUUUUCCCGAAAAACCAGUCGUCACGCGGAAAUCAAUUUUUCACUGAAAAAACGGAAGUCUCUGUUGUUCUUUUGUGUCGUCUUCAAGCUCUCAGCACCUCCAUUUUUGGGAGCUUUCAGGUGGUUUUUUGAUGCCCUCAAGGUGGGGUUUGUAAUAUUCAAGAGACCUCGUCGAUUGUUGCUUCUGACAUGUUUCUAUUUCUGUUUGGUAGCAAUUGUUCUGUCCCGUGUCUUCUGUUUGGUACCCAACAAUGGGGAUUGCUGAUGGGUUUUCCUCUGAUCGUCAGAUUCCGUGGAGUCUGCCGGUUUCUAGGUUGGGGUUCGUUAAGGUUCUUGCCUCUUGGAGUCUCAUAGGCAGCGGUCCGAGAAGUAGAAUCUCCGCAGCAGGCACAAGUGAUUUGAAUCUUCGGUAUCAUUGAUAUCGACGAUAUCGAGAACGUGAAAACAUAUUUUUGAAGGAUUCUGUUUCGAAAGGUUUGAGGUUGUUCAGAUUAAUCGCCUCCUCCCGAGGCCGGAAAUGGAGCAAUUCCGGCAGGUCGGGGAGGUCCUAGGAAGCGUGAAGGCCCUGAUGGUUCUCCAAGACGAGAUCCCAAUCAACAAGAGGCAGUGCUGCCUCCUCCUUGAGAUCGUCUCCUUAGCCUUCACAUUGAUCUCAACUUCUAUAAAGCACAACCUGAGGCUCGAGGAGAAGAACACGACCAAGUGGAAGGCCCUUGAUCAGCCCCUGAGGGAGCUCCACAGGGUGUUCCGAGAGGCCGAGGUUUAUAUCAGGCACUGUAUGGACUCGAGGGAUUGGUGGGCCAAGGUUAUUAGCCUCCACCAGAACAAGGACUGCGUCGAGUUUCAUGUCCAUAACUUGCUCUGUAAUUUUCCAGCUGUUGUGGAGGCCAUUGAAACUGCAGGUGAGAUCUCGGGCCUUGAUCCCGAUGAGAUGCAAAAAAGAGGGGUCUUGUUGAGGAAGAAGUAUGAUCGAGAGUUAAACGACCCCAAGGUUUUUGCUUUGAGAUUCGGGGAGCAAUAUUUGGUGACCAAAGAGCUGUGCAAGCGAUUUGAGAGCGCUUGGAGGGAGGAUAGGUGGCUCCUCAGUGAGGCUAUUAAGGAGAGGAGGAAGGAGGAAUCAAAGAACGAGAAUCGGCUUGGAGAUUUUAUGCUCAAGAAACUCAACGGAUCUCCCUCGGGAACUAAUGACGCUAUGCUUUCUUCGAGCUCGGUGCUUAUUGGAUCGAGGGACUAUCAGGUGAGGCGACGGCUGGGAGGCGGGUCCCAGUUCAAGGAGAUCCAGUGGCUAGGGGAGAGCUUCCUGAUGCGGCACUUGAUCGCAGAGAUCGAGCCUCUGAAACCUGAGAUUCGAACUUUGCUUUCCCUUUCCCACCCUAAUAUACUCCAAUACCUGUGUGGGUUCUGUGAUGAUGAGAGAAAGGAAUGCUUCUUGGUCAUGGAGCUGGUGAGCAAGGACCUCUGGACCCACAUCAAGGAGAGUUCGAGCCCGAGGAGGCGGAGUCCACCAUCGAUCCCUCUGAUAGUUGAUAUCAUGCUCCAGAUCGCAAGAGGAAUGGAAUAUCUCCACUCAAAUGGAAUCUUCCACGGGGACCUCAACCCAAAGAAUGUUCUCCUCAAGUCGAGGAGCUCUCUGGAAGGCUAUUUCCAUGUAAAGGUCUCGGGUUUUGGGCUAUCCUCCGUGAAGGACAAGAAUACUUGCAGCUCGCCGAGUCACGACACGACCAACUUGAUAAAUCCUUUCAUUUGGUAUGCUCCAGAAGUUCUGGCAGAAGAAGAAAAGCAAGGAAGCAUAAGUUCAUCAUCAAGUAAGACCAAGUACUCCGAGAAAGCCGAUGUGUACAGCUUCUCAAUGAUCUGUUUCGAGCUUUUGACGGGGAAAGUACCCUUCGAGGAUGGGCACCUUCAGGGGGACACGAUGGCCCGAAACAUCAUAGCAGGGGAGCGGCCUCUCUUCCCCUUUGCAUCACCAAAAUUCUUGGUCAACUUGACCAAGAAGUGUUGGGCAACCGACCCUGCCUCCCGCCCAAGCUUCUCGUCAAUCUGUCGUAUCUUGAGGUAUAUCAAAAAGUUUUUGGUGAUGAACCCGGAGUGUGAUCAGCAGCCUGAGCUCAUGAUCCCUUCUGCCGACUUCUGUGACAUUGAGAACGGGUUUCAGAAGAAGUUCCUAGCAGCAGCAGAUACUGGGAAUCUCAGUGCAACGCUGGUUUCACAAAUUCCAUUCCAGAUGUUCUCUUACAGGAUUUCUGAGAUAGAGAGGACUCAGAGAAGGAGUCCUAUCGUGAGCGAGUCCACAAGUGAUGCGGGCUCAUUUUGCAGGGAGGAGAACCUCUCUGUGAUUGAAGAUCAUCAAUUACCGCUAGUGAGUGACACGAGGUCCAUUUGUUCUGAUUUUGUCGACAAGAGAUCAUUAUCGUCUAAGAGAGCUUCAAUCUUGGUACCGAAGAAGAAUCUGAGGGAAGAUCGCCGUCCAAGAGAAGUUAGGUCAGUCUGCUCCGAGAUCCCGGAGAGAAGAGCUGUUCCUACAAGGAAACUUGCUACAGUUAAGACCAGAAAAGUAUUUGCUUCAGCACCAGCAAAAGCGCCAGAUAAGAGGACAUCAAGAUUGAAUCCAACUCCAACUAUAAGAAAGAGCAGCAGCAACUUGACAGUGAUGUUAAGCCAAGAAGAGAAGAACCAAAAAAAGACACGGGACCAUGUCUCCGACUCCGAGGUACAGUAGAAGCUUAAGCAUUUGGAGGACUCCCACUUCAGCUUCUUUCUGGUCAUUCAUAGAUCUUUCUGCUAAUGAGAAAAGAACAAAAAGGCAAAACCGAAAACAAGAAGGAGAAAAGGGAAAGAAAUCCCGGAAGUCGGGUCUCUUUGUUUUUUCUUUUUAGAAAUCGUCGAAGAACAGGUCUUGAUUCUCAUUAGGUCAUUGUAGAAUGAUUACAUCGUUAUGGGAUAGCUUUGAUGUUCGAGUUUUGUGAAGGGCUAUAAAUGUUUUGUAUGUACCAGAAGUCAUUAGUUUUAUGUGUACGAGAGUUUUGGGUGUUUCGGCUCUAUCCUUUCAACCUUAGUAACAGAACUGUAGAAUUUGUAAUGCAUUUUCA